AUUUAUUAUUCUGCAGCAAAACUUUAGCAGGAGAGGGGACAAAUGUUGAGAAUUGGGAGAACCAAUUCAGCUGCUUCAAUUCCAUCUUCAUCUUCCAUUAAUGGCGGUUCCGAGGUAGCAUCCCGGAGAACCAAUUUGCUUCUCGCUCACUCAAUGGCCAAGCCCAACAGCAGGACUUGGGCUGUUCUUGAACCACUGGCUGAGGAGUUCGAUAUUUCCAAUCAUUUUCGUACUUCAAUUCGAUCUCUCUCCCUCUCCACUGUCUCCGAUUCCGAGACCCUAAUUUACGCCGGAACCAAAUCUGGAGCACUUAUCCUAUUCUCUGUAACUCCAAAAUAUUCAAAUUCUUGCGCUUUCGGUUCUGAACCAGCUGACUCGGAUGCUUCCAGAAUUGUCUCUUCGUCGGAGAGAGUUUCACUUGUGAGGAGUGUUGCGGUUAGCGUUUCCCCAGUCGUCCGUUUGCACGUGCUUCGUGGAAUUGAAAGGGUUUUAGUACUUUGUUCCGAUGGGUUUCUGUAUAUCGUUGAUUCGCUUCUUUUACUGCCAGCGAAGAGGUUGACGAGUUUGAAAGGAGUUUCUUUGAUUGCGAAGCGAAUUCGGAGUAGUGAGUCCGAGUGUUCUAACCUGUAUGAGAGGGUGGAUGGUAAUUCUGGAUUUACGAGCUCAGGUCAAAGGUUUUUGCAGAGACUGGGAGGUGGGAUACGAACAAAUGGCUUGAAAAUCAAAGAUUCAGAAUCGCCACGUGAAGAAAGUAAUUGCGUUUUUGCGGCUUUAAUUGGUAAAAGGUUAAUUCUAUUCGAAGUUGUUUUAGGUCGUCCAACUGGCAGAAGUGACCGAGAUAUUGGUGAUGCCAACGAGUCCCUUCUGAUUUUGAAAGAAGUACCGUGUAAUGAAGGAGUUUCAACAAUGGUGUGGCUCAAUGAUUCAAUAAUUGUUGGUACUGCUAACGGGUAUUAUCUUGUUUCAUGUGUUACGGGAGAGAAUAGUCUAAUAUUUAAAUUACCAGAGUUUUCGAGUCCUCCAUGCCUUAAAUUGUUGCGGAAAGAGUGGAAGGUGCUAUUAUUGGUGGAUAGAGUAGGCAUUACUGUUGAUGCUUAUGGUCAACCUAUUGGUGGGAGUCUUGUGUUUCAUGAUAUCCCAACUUCUGUUGCUGAGAUAUCUGCGUAUGUAGUUGUUGCAAGCAGUGGACGGCUGAAGCUAUAUCAUAGGAAUACUGGUAGCUGUAUUCAAAAAAUUACUUUUAAUGGAAACGAAAUUGAGUCUUGCAUCGUUUCAGAUGAGGAAGAUGGUAGUGGGGAUGUUAUUGCCAUUGCUGUGACUAAUAAGGUUAUGUGCUAUCAAAAAUUGCCUUGUGAUGAACAAAUUAAAGAUUUGCUAAGAAGGAAGAAUUUUAAGGAAGCAAUCUCUUUGGCAGAGGACCUAGAGUGUGCAGGUGAAAUGUCCAAGGAUAUGCUAUACUUUGUUCAUGCUCAAAUUGGAUUUCUCUUGCUUUUUGACUUGCAAUUUGAGGAAGCAGUAAAUCACUUUUUGCAAUCUGAGACAAUGCAGCCUUCUGAAAUAUUUCCAUUUGUAAUGAAAGACCCAAAUCGUUGGUCCCUGCUGAUUCCGAGAAAUCGGUAUUGGGCAAUGCAUCCUCCCCCUGCUCCUUUUGAAGAUGUUAUAGACGAUGGUUUGCUUGCCAUCCAAAGAGCCACAUUUCUUAAAAAAGUAGGAGUAGAAACUGCAGUAAAUGAUGAUUUUCUCUUGAAUCCACCAAGUAGGUCUGAUUUGUUAGAGUCAGCAGUAAAACAUAUUAUCAGGUACUUAGAGGCUUCCCGCCAUAAAGAUUUGAUGUCAGCUGUUAGAGAGGGAGUUGACACUCUUUUAAUGUGCCUAUAUAGAACUUUAAAUUCUAUUGACAAGAUGGAGAAACUGGCAUCAUCCGCAAACAGUUGCGUUGUGGAGGAGUUGGAAACAUUAUUAGAUGACUCUGGACAUUUGCGUACUCUUGCUUUCCUUUAUGCAAGUAAAGGGAUGAGCUCAAAGGCUCUUGCUAUUUGGCGUAUCUUGGGAAGAAAUUAUUCAUCUCAUCUUUUGAAGGACUCCUCUAUGGAUGAAGGUGCUCUAGACAACAAUGUUGUAGAUAUAUCUGGUAAGGAAAUGGCUGCAGCAGAGGCAUCGAAGAUUCUCGAGGAAUCAUCUGAUCAAGCAUUGGUUCUUCAGCAUCUCGGAUGGAUUGCAGACAUCAACCAGCACUUUGCUAUUCAGAUUUUGACAUCAGAAAAAAGAUCAUCUCAAUUAUCACCAGAUGACAUAGUAAGGGCUAUUGAUCCCAGGAAGGUAGAAAUUCUUCAAAGGUAUCUUCAGUGGUUGAUUGAAGACCAAGAAUCUUGCGAUCCUCAAUUCCACUCACUGUAUGCUCUCUCAUUGGCUAAAUCAGCAAUCGAAGUUGAAAGUACUCAAAACCUGGAUCCAGGAGGAUCAGAGGACACAAAAAUUUAUGAUCUGAGAACUAAAUCAAUUUUUGAACAGCCGAUCCAUGAAAGGUUACAGAUCUUUUUACAGUCUUCGGAUUUGUAUGACCCAGAAGAGGUUUUAGACUUGAUUGAAGGAUCAGAAUUAUGGUUGGAAAAGGCUAUUCUAUACCGGAAACUAGGGCAAGAGGCAAUAGUGCUCCGGAUUCUAGCCUUGAAACUUGAAGACAGUGAAGCUGCUGAGCAGUACUGUGCUGAAAUUGGCAGAUCAGAUGCCUACAUGCAGUUACUCGAUAUGUAUUUGGAUCCUCAAAAUGGUAAGGAGCCUAUGUUCAAAGCUGCUGUUCGCCUUCUUCACAACCAUGGAGAAUCAUUGGAUCCUUUGCAAGUCUUAGAGGCUUUGUCCUCGGAUGUACCACUUCAAAUUGCUUCAGAGACAAUAUUAAGAAUGUUGAGAGCUCGAUUACAUCAUCACUGUCAAGGACAGAUUGUACAUAAUGUUUCCCGUGCGCUAGACAUCGAGGCAAGGUUGGCUAGAUUGGAGGAAAGAUCAAGACACGUGCAGAUCAAUGAUGAGAGCCUCUGCGAUUCUUGUCAUGCACGCCUUGGAACUAAGUUGUUUGCAAUGUACCCAGAUGACACAAUUGUCUGUUAUAAGUGCUACCGUCGUCAGGGCGAGUCCACCUCGGUCACAGGCCGCAACUUCAAGCAAGAUAUCUUGAUCAAACCCGGUUGGCUUGUAAUGGAAUGACGAUGAAGACCGGACGAAACUCGCUGGCUGAGGCAGUCAUUUACCUUCGUCCAAAGCCUGUGAGGCUGGAAAUGUAAAUCAAUUUUUGAUUAUGUUGGAGCUCAAGAGAAUAACUAAGAGGCAUAUUUAUAAAGCUUGUCGUCAGUAAAAGAUCCUCCCCUGCCAGCUUAUGAUCUUGUAGCAUACAUCUGAAUUUCUUCUAAAUGAUGAAAGAUUUUCAGUGUUGCACUUGUUCUUAAGAUUGUAAUCGCAUUGAGAUGUAUAUUUUUUUUCAUAAAGCUCAUAAUUUGGUGAGAAAUUUCAUGGCUUUGAGGAACUCAGUACUUUUACUAACGUUAUUUGGAUCGAAUAUGUAAUGUUUUGGUUCUGGAACUUACAAAUUUAAUACGAUUUAGUUUAAUUU
Momordica charantia (bitter melon) is the source of this 3607-nucleotide messenger RNA. Its product is annotated as Vacuolar sorting protein 39. The record is from RefSeq and is a predicted model, not a curated record. Gene Ontology annotation, cellular component: cytoplasm; membrane. Gene Ontology annotation, biological process: endosomal vesicle fusion; vesicle-mediated transport; autophagy. NCBI's taxonomy places the organism in Eukaryota, Viridiplantae, Streptophyta, Magnoliopsida, Cucurbitales, Cucurbitaceae. Gene Ontology annotation, molecular function: protein binding.